Molecule: messenger RNA, 1035 nt
Organism: Oldenlandia corymbosa var. corymbosa
Lineage: Eukaryota; Viridiplantae; Streptophyta; Magnoliopsida; Gentianales; Rubiaceae
Source: the annotation of a GenBank genome assembly
AUGGAGGAAAGGUAUGAGCCAUUGAAGGAUCUUGGUGCUGGGAAUUUUGGAGUGGCAAGGCUUGUCAGAGAUAAGAAGACUAAAGAGCUUCUUGCUGUCAAGUACAUUGAGAGAGGGAAGAAGAUUGAUGAGAAUGUACAAAGGGAAAUCAUCAACCACAGGUCCUUAAGGCACCCCAACAUUAUCAGGUUCAAAGAGGUUGUGCUCACUCCAACACAUUUGGCAAUAGUGAUGGAAUAUGCUGCCGGGGGAGAACUUUUUGCAAGAAUAUGCAGUGCUGGUAGAUUCAGCGAAGAUGAGGCUCGCUUUUUCUUCCAACAACUAAUAUCUGGUGUCAGCUAUUGUCAUGCAAUGGAAAUUUGCCAUAGGGACUUGAAACUGGAGAAUACUCUCUUGGAUGGGAGUCCUACACCACGUGUCAAAAUAUGCGAUUUCGGCUACUCAAAGUCUGGAUUGCUGCACUCACAACCCAAAUCAACCGUGGGAACACCAGCAUAUAUAGCACCUGAGGUCCUGUCAAGAAAGGAAUAUGAUGGAAAGAUAGCGGAUGUUUGGUCAUGCGGCGUGACAUUAUACGUGAUGUUGGUGGGAUCAUAUCCCUUUGAGGAACCUGAUGAUCCCAGAAAUUUCAGGAAGACCAUAGCUAGAAUCAUGAGUGCUCAGUAUUCCAUCCCGGAUUAUGUCCGAGUUUCUGCAGAUUGUCGACAUCUACUCUCUCGCAUCUUUGUUACUAAUCCAUCCAAGAGGAUUACCAUUCCAGAGAUAAAGCAACAUCCAUGGUUCCUAAAGAAUUUGCCGAAGGAGCUUGUAGAUGCGGAAAAGCAGGGUAGUAGUACCAAACAAGAACCUGAUCCUGAACAACAGCUUCAAAGUGUGGAAGACAUAAUGAGGAUCAUACAAGAGGCGAAAAUCCCAGGCGAAGCGCCUAAACCCGAAACACAAAACUCCAUUGUUGGAUCGAUCGACACUGAUGAUUUAGAAGGUGACCUGGAAUCAGAAAUCGACAAUAGCGGAGAUUUUGUGGUACGAGUUUGA